CUCUGGCUGCUCUGCUCUCAGCUCAUCUAGGGUGUCGGAUUUAGCCUCUUUCUCUUUCACUCUCUUUCAAUCUUCCGAUUAUUGCUGAAUGACAGUAAUAUUUUCGCGCGCCCAACUUAAAGUGUGAUUGUGGGAUCCCCAAACCCUAAUCGGGCGCUGUUCUUUUCGAAUUUUGGUGGGAAAGAAUCAUGGCCGGGAGCGGUUUGACUCCCGAUGAAGCUAUUGAAAAGCUCGUGCAAAUGGGAUUCGAGAAACCUUCCGUCGAGGUGGCGGUGAACCAGAUGGGUCCUUCGUUGGAUGUUGCCGUUGAUUAUCUCUUGAAUGGUAAUUCUCGGAAACCCGGCGGUGGUUUAAACAGUUCGAGGUAUCCUACUUCUACCGCUAGUAAUGGGAAGAAGGUUCUUGGUAAAAGAGCGAUGGUGUCUUCCUCUAGCUUGGGGCCCAGUCAGCAAUCCAGCAUUUUGGAAUAUUUUGGGUCGGGUAGUGGAUCCAAACGGAGCAAAGGUCCUGGUUUACCCCGGGUUGAGGAAUGUUCAAAGGGUAUUGACAGUAAUCGCCACAGAGAGAAAAUGGAAGAGGCCGAAUCAGUUUGCUGCUCUAGAGAGGUCGUAGAUGGUGGGAUGAAUUGGGAGGAGAGAGCUACUAGUCUAUUGCGAAAGCAUUUUCGUUAUUCAUCGUUGAAGAGUUUUCAAAAGGAAGCUUUGGCUGCUUGGGUUGCUAACCAGGAUUGUCUUAUACUUGCUGCCACUGGAUCUGGUAAAUCUCUUUGUUUUCAGCUUCCAGCGCUCUUGACAGGGAAAGUGGUUGUUGUUAUUUCACCAUUGAUUAGCUUGAUGCAUGAUCAAUGCUUGAAGCUGUCAAAACAUGGAGUCUCUGCAUGCUUUCUUGGAUCGGGACAACCAGAUAGCAGCGUGGAAAAGAAAGCAAUGAGAGGAGCAUACGAUAUAGUAUAUGUCUGCCCAGAGACAGUUCUCAGACUGAUUAAUCCACUUCAAGGUCUAGCAGAAAGUCGAGGGAUUGCUGUGUUCGCAAUCGAUGAAGUUCAUUGUGUUUCUAAGUGGGGCCAUGAUUUCAGACCUGAUUACCGGCGGAUGUCCGUUCUGAGGCAGAAUUUCAGUUGUAGCAGUUUAAAAUGUUUGAGUUCUGAUAUUCCACUGAUGGCAUUGACCGCUACAGCCACGGUUCAGGUUCGAGAAGACAUCCUUAAAUCAUUGAGGAUGUCAAAGGAGACAAAAAUAGUUCUUACUUCUUUCUUCAGAUCAAACCUACGAUUCGCGGUAAGACAUAGCAGGACCUCUUCUCCAGCUUCUUAUAGGAAGGAUUUUCAGCAGCUGAUUGAAAUGUAUACCGGAAAUAGGAAGUGCAACAAUAAAACACAAAUCAUGGCAUCAAAGAAAGUCAAUGAUAUGUCUGAGAGUUCUGCCUAUGAUAGCUCAUCUGAGGAAGAAAGCAGUGAUAUAGAUGAAGCUAUAGUAGAUUCAACUAAACAAAGUGGAUCACCUGCUUCAAAGAUCAAAGAGAUGUCAAUCGAGUAUCUGGAGAAUGACGUUGAUGUCUUUCAAGAUGUAGAUGAUUGGGAUGUUUCACAUGGGGAAUUCCAUGGGCAGCCUUCUUCCUCAGAAUGGGAUAUGGAUGAGUCAUCUGAGGCAAUCAAUCCUCCUGACAAUCCACAAAAGAGGCUAAAACUAAAGGAAGAGCAAUUGGAGGAAGGACUCAGCAUAAUAUACGUUCCUACAAGGAAAGAGACAGUGGGCAUCGCGAAGUAUCUCUGUGGUUUAGGUGUGAAGGCUGCUGCUUAUAAUGCAUCGUUGCCAAAAUCACAUCUACGUAGGGUCCACAAGGAAUUUCAUGAUAAUAUGCUCCAGGUUGUGGUGGCAACUAUUGCAUUCGGAAUGGGGAUCGACAAGCUAAAUGUUCGAAGAAUUAUCCACUAUGGAUGGCCACAGAGUAUAGAGGCUUACUAUCAAGAAGCAGGCCGUGCGGGGAGAGACGGGAAGCUAGCAGAAUGCACCUUGUACGCCGACCUGUCAAGACUACCAUCUCUGCUUCCAAACAAAAGAAGUGAAGAUCAAACAAAGCAAGCGUAUAAAAUGUUGUCUGACUGCUUCAGGUAUGGAAUGAAUACCUCGAGUUGCCGUUCCAAGAUCCUCGUGGAGUACUUUGGGGAAGAUUUUCGUCACGAAAAGUGUCUAUCGUGUGAUGUAUGUGUCGGUGGACCUCCCAACAUGCAGAACGUGAAAGAGGAAGCUGAUGUUCUGAUGCAGAUUAUUGCUGCUGCGUAUCACGCACAGACUGAUUUCGGUGAUGGCUAUUAUGAUGAUUUGAUUGGUGAUGCAAAACCACAAAGACUAGUGCGAACACCUGAUCUCAGAACUUUAGUUAGUAAGAUAAGGGAGCAGUUACCAAAGUUCUGUGCUACUGAUCAGCUGUGGUGGCGAGGUCUGGCUCGAAUCCUGGAACAGAAAGGAUUCAUAAAAGAGAGCGACGGCAAGGUCCAUGUGCAGAUAAAGUUUCCUGAACCAACGAGGCUGGGGCUUGAAUUCCUGGAGUUCGAUCGAGAUCAGCCUUUCCAUGUUUACCCUGAAGCAGACAUGCAACUGUCAAUAAACAGCACCAAAACUUUCUCCAGUUUUGCAGAAUGGGGGAGAGGCUGGGCUGAUCCAGAAAUCCGUCGUCAGCGCUUGGCGAGGAAGAGAUCAUCACCAUCGAAGAGAAAGCCAAGGAAAGCGAGGAAGAAGGGUCGAGCAACUAACAAAUUUGGUGGUGGCCGGAAACCUGACUUGAAGACCGCGAGAGGUAGAAUAGCAUCAAAACUCUUUAGUCACUAGUGAUAAACCAGACUGGUGACUGAUGUAGCAAAAGCAUGUAAUCAAAGUUAACUCAGAGAGCUAAACUCUCCGGAGUCAUUCUUUAGUCUUCCUAGUAGCACUACUCAAGAACCAUACACAAGUAUCAGAACUGGCUUUGUGGUUCAGGAACAAUGUUGGAGAGGGUGAUAAUUAUCCAAUUCAUCUUUGAUGGCAAUUAGGUUACCAUAAUACUCUGACAGACUGACUACAUUGUUUUAGACUGCUUAAAGCUUCAGUAAGUUCAGCUAUCC
Linum tenue is the source of this 3100-nucleotide messenger RNA. The record is from the annotation of a GenBank genome assembly. NCBI's taxonomy places the organism in Eukaryota, Viridiplantae, Streptophyta, Magnoliopsida, Malpighiales, Linaceae.